UGGUAAGUUAAGGCUGAGCUGAAACUAACAGGAGUGCCUUUCUCUGUUGUAUGAUGCGUAUUUUCAUCACUCUUUUUUUAUACACUAUGAUUCCAAUUUAUAUGACCUCAAGUGUUCCAGGAAAUAUUUGUGAGCUCAAGAAGGCUAAAAUGGUGUUUAUGCCCAAUGUUAUUGAGAAUAUGAUCCGUGAACACAUAGUCAGCUGCUCAGCUCCCCAGUGUGUCUCUGGUGUGACGUGCCACUUCUACAGGGGAGCUGAAUCAGAGCCAUUCAAAUCAGUGAGCUCUGACAGCAACCAGUGUGACUUCACUGCAAGUGGAGGAGAGCUGCUGGGAGAUGUGGAUCUAAAGCUUGAAGGCGAUCUGCAUUUCAGUUGUGAUUAUGAAAAUAUUAUUAACAGUAAAACCUCUGGGAGAAGUGACAACAUGAAAAUCAUAGUGAAGGAGCUUGUUAAAGCUGAAAUCAAAACAGCGAGCAUAGAGGAUCAGAAGAUUGAAUAUGUCAUGAUUAGAUGUGAAGGGGAUCAGCCAGUUAAAGGAUUUUGUCAUUUUUAUAUGAAUGAAGCUCUUUUCAGAUCAGAGGCAUAUGCCACAGGUGGAAAAGCCUGUGUGCUUUCUGUGUUUAAGUAUCAGCUCUUGGAUCAAAGAUCAGUAAAGAGUGUCACUCAAGUGAACGUGAGCUGUGAAAUUGAAGUCAUAAGAGAAAAUCAGAAAAAGACAUCACGCCGCAGUAGGAAGGUGACAGUGGACAUAUAUGGUAAUCUAGGUAAACCAGCAUUGACUGCAACAUCUGACAUAACUGUAAAAGAUGCAGCAGUAUCACUGACGUGUGAAUUGCCUCAAAUAUUCCCUAAAGCUCACUGCCAUUUCUACAGAGAUGAUGAUUUGCACCCAUUCAAAUCAAAGAGCUCAGAAGAUAACAAGUGUGAGCUGUCUGUGAAUGGACAUGAACUGCUAAGAGGUCGAGCUACAGGGAUGGAGACUGAGGUUCAAGUGAGGUGUGACUACACUCUGAAUAUGAGCCCAGAGAUUCAUUCACAGUACAGCAAGGACAGGAGUAUAAGAGUGCUGGAUAUUCCAAAACCAGAGAUUUCUUUCUAUGGUGAAAAUAAAACUUCAGUUCUCUGUAUGGCUCCUGACAAUGUCACUGAAGUGCUGUUCAGUUUGUAUCAGGAAGGAACAGAAGAACAGCCUGAGAGUAAAAAAGCUGAAAAGAAUCAGAACUUUGUCAUCUUUGAAACUUCAAGGCAUGAUGGUGAGAAGUCCCAAGACUACUGGUGUCAAUUUGAGUAUAAGGGAAUAAAAUCUCCUAUAAGUGAUCAGAUCCACACAGAUGAAGGAGAGUCUCUUGAAGCUCUUCUUAUCAGAGGAAUCUUAGCAGGGUUAUUUUUUAUUACAGUUGCUUCACUUCACCUGUAUACCUACCUGAAGUGCAGUAACAGCAUAUCUUGGAAAGGCCCAUGGAGUACCAAAGACUUUCAUCACUAUCUGAGACUAUUUUUGCAACAGGAACAUGGCAGGAACCAACACUGUACUGUGGAACAGAAGUGAUAAAUAUUAAGCUACUUAUCCAAAAAAAUAAAUAAAUAAAAAGUUCAUCUACAGAGCUAUAAGAGCUAUUAAUAUUUAAAGAUAUUAAGAAAGCAAUGUGACCUGAAAGAUAAAAAUUUGAGGAAGAGCACAGCUUUACGAUAUAA
Messenger RNA from Polypterus senegalus (gray bichir), 1696 nucleotides. RefSeq lists its product as uncharacterized. NCBI's taxonomy places the organism in Eukaryota, Metazoa, Chordata, Cladistia, Polypteriformes, Polypteridae. The record is from RefSeq and is a predicted model, not a curated record. The coding region runs from base 51 to 1550 and encodes 499 amino acids. The transcript has 9 exons.